AUGACGAAACGGUUCAUAGGGGUCCGUCAGAGGCCGUCCGGACGAUGGGUCGCCGAGAUCAAGGACUCUGCUCAGCACGUCCGGCUUUGGCUCGGAACCUACGACACCCCAGAGGAGGCCGCCCAAGCCUACGACGAGGCAGCCCGGGCCCUCCGCGGAGACAACGCCCGAACCAACUUCGUGUCCGCCGCCGCCGCCGCCACUAGCGAGGGCCUAUCGAAGCAAAGUGGACUGAGUUUUGCUUCUCUGAAAGCCAGGUUGAGCAAGAAUCUUCAGGGCAUAAUGGCUAGGUCAAGCGAUGGUAGUAGCAGUAAUAAACCAUCCAAGAGCAGGGUAACUGACCAUUUUACCCUCGCUAGCAUAUUCCACAGAAGGGCUAGUUCUGACUACGGAAACUACGAGUUCAACCAAAUCCCUAAUGAUAUGGUGGAGAAAGUGGUGCAGCCCAGCAUAAUAGUGCCGCCUGUAGGAGAUCAACCGGGUGCGGUUACUUCCUGGGAGAGCUCAAGCAGCUCCGAGUGGUUCGGGUUCCGGCAGCCUGGUUUGGACUCUGACGGUUCAGAUGCCGGCGGGGAGCAGUUAGGGCUUAGUUUGGAGCAGCUGUUGGGGUGGGUGGAUAGUCCGGAUCAUGGUAAUAAUAACGUGUAUGGAAGCGAUGAACAAGAUGAGGGAUCAAGGAGCAAGAGGUUUAAGGUUUCUUCUUCAGUUCUUGUGCCUCCAACUUUCAGUGAGUCCCCAAAUAACAGUGAUUUUGGGUCGCCUUACAGUGCUUAUGAAUCUCCAUAUAAUGGUAUUGGCGGCAACUGA
Molecule: messenger RNA, 807 nt
Organism: Neltuma alba
Lineage: Eukaryota; Viridiplantae; Streptophyta; Magnoliopsida; Fabales; Fabaceae
Product: dehydration-responsive element-binding protein 2C-like
Exons: 1
Coding region: 1-807 (268 amino acids)
Biological process (GO): regulation of DNA-templated transcription
Molecular function (GO): DNA binding; DNA-binding transcription factor activity
Source: RefSeq, a predicted model, not a curated record